GAGGCGGUACCGGGACCCGGCGCUCUACCCUAGGCGCAGCCGCAGUGGGAGAGGAUCGCGGCGCCAGGACCUGGCGCUUCGGAGCUCGGCCGUGGCCAUGAGUCCUGUGGACCUUUCCCGCGUGGGCGCCUGUGUCCUGAAACAUGCAGUGACUGGGGAGGCCGUGGAGCUGCGGAGCCUGUGGCAGGAGCAGGCGUGCGUGGUGGCCGGGCUGCGGCGCUUCGGCUGCAUGGUGUGCCGCUGGAUCGCCCGGGACCUCAGCAACCUCCAGGGUGUCUUGGACCAGCAUGGCGUGCGCCUGCUGGGCGUCGGGCCGGAGACCCUGGGCCUACAGGAGUUCCUGGAUGGUGGUUACUUUUCCGGAGAGCUUUACCUGGAUGAGAGCAAGCAGUUCUACAAGGAGCUGGGCUUUAAGCGGUACAAUAGCUUGAGCAUCCUUCCAGCUGCUCUGGGGAAGCCUGUGCGGGAUGUCGCUGCCAAGGCCAAGGCUGUUGGCAUCCAGGGGAACCUGUCUGGAGACCUGCUGCAGAGUGGAGGGCUGCUGGUAGUCAGCAAAGGUGGUGACAAAGUUCUGCUGCAUUUUGUCCAGAAGUCCCCAGGUGAUUAUGUCCCCCAGGAGAGCAUCCUGCAGGCUCUGGGCAUCUCUGCAGAGACCUUCACCAGCGAACCCCCUCAGUGUGACGAGGAGGCGUGUAGGAGGUGAUAACCCUGAGCUCCUGACCUGGGAGGCGUCUGCUGCCUGGGGUGUGCUGGGAACCAAACCAGAAGAAUCGUCACAGAGCUGCUGGAUUAGGGUGCUGGACUGUUCUGCUCCUCGGGCAAAAACAAGCCAUUAAAACUGCAGCUCCUAGGUCA
Messenger RNA from Marmota monax (woodchuck), 855 nucleotides. RefSeq names its product peroxiredoxin like 2B (gene Prxl2b). The transcript is spliced from 7 exons. Lineage: Eukaryota; Metazoa; Chordata; Mammalia; Rodentia; Sciuridae. The record is from RefSeq and is a predicted model, not a curated record. Bases 98 to 703 code for a protein of 201 amino acids.